Erigeron canadensis is the source of this 3573-nucleotide messenger RNA. RefSeq names its product probable RNA-dependent RNA polymerase 1. The record is from RefSeq and is a predicted model, not a curated record. Lineage: Eukaryota; Viridiplantae; Streptophyta; Magnoliopsida; Asterales; Asteraceae. Gene Ontology annotation, biological process: siRNA processing. Gene Ontology annotation, cellular component: nuclear RNA-directed RNA polymerase complex. Gene Ontology annotation, molecular function: RNA-directed RNA polymerase activity. Bases 71 to 3424 code for a protein of 1117 amino acids. The transcript is spliced from 5 exons.
UACAUCAAUUAUUAUCAUCAUCGACGCACUUCCUUCAUCUUUAACCUACCUGUCAAAACAGCCUUGUUUGAUGGGUAAGACAAUUAAUGUGUAUGGAUUCCCCAGUUUAGAUUCUGCAGAGAAAAUAAAGACCGCAUUGGAGAGCUAUACUGGUAAAGGGACUAUUUAUGCUCUAGAGGUUAGAAAAUCAAAAGGAGGGCCGAGAGUGUAUGCAAAAGUCCAGUUUACAACUAGGGAAAGAGCUGCAUAUAUUCUAGACUUGGCCUAUAAGAAGCGUUUGUGGUAUGACAGUUCCUAUUUGUCGGCUUGGGAAAUCGAUCAUGACAUUGAACCAAGGGCUAAGCAAUUUGCAUUUGGCAUGGAAGAUGUAACUCUUCUUUUUGGUUGCCAGAUUUCUAAGGAAAUUUUCUCAGUGCUCUGUGGAAUGAGACAUGUAUCAGUAAAUUUCGGAUUUGGAUUAAGAAAGCUGUACAUUGUUAUCCCCUACCCUACUACUUCCUACAAGCUGGAGCUCCGUUAUGAGAGUAUUAGGCAAGCUCAGCUACAUCGUUCACAUGGACUUGCUGCAAGUUAUCUUGUUAUUCAGCUAUAUCGUGCUCCUAGGAUUUAUCAGAAAGCUGAAGACAACUGUCUGAAAUUCUGUAUGGAUCCUCCUAAUGAUCAGUGGUUUAGAACAACCGACUUUACCCCAUCUUCCUCCAUUGGACAAUCAUCUCAUCUGUGUUUGGAACUUCCACAUUAUGCAGACCUCUCGAAUCUUGCUAGUCACUUUCAAAGUUAUGCAGAAAGUAAAAGGCCAUUCAGAUUGGUGCCUGGUCAUAGUUUUACUCAGAAUUUGGAGUUAGUUCCAAUCGUGGGUCCCACUCGAGGUUCUUAUUUGCCUUAUAAUGUAGUAUACAAGAUUUGUGCCUUGGUUCAGCAUGGUUGUAUACCAGGACCCGUACUUGAUGAUAAUUUCUUUAAGUUAUUGAAACCUCAAAGGAGAGAUGCGUCCAUUGAAUAUGCUUUGGAUGAACUAUUUCGUUUAGAAGAUUGUUGUUAUGAUCCAGCAAGGUGGAUAACUGAGGAAUACAGAAAAAAGAACAGGCUAAGAUCCCCUGCUAUUUCAUUAGAUGCUGGUCUUGUAUAUGUGAGGCGAGCUCAAAUUACACCAUCCAAGGUAUAUUUCUGUCAGCCAGAGGUCAACGUUUCCAAUCGGGUUUUACGCCGUUUUGCUGAAUAUAUUGAUGAUUUUCUUCGUGUAUCUUUUCUUGACGAAGAAUUGGAGAAACUUUAUGCAAUGAAUUUAUCCCCAUGUGUUACUAGUAAAAAUAAGGAAAGCAGAACCUCCAUUUAUAGGAGGAUUUUGUCAGUUCUCAAAAAUGGCAUAGUUAUCGGCGAUAAAAAGUUUGAAUUUCUUGCCUUCUCAUCAAGUCAGUUAAGAGAUAAUUCAGCUUGGAUGUUUGCUUCAACGGGCAGACUUAAUGCUGCCGCCAUCAGGGAUUGGAUGGGUGACUUUAGUAGUAUUAAAAACGUUGCAAAAUAUGCUGCUAGACUUGGUCAAUCUUUUAGUUCAUCAAAGGAAAGUCUAAGUGUUGAACGCCAUGAAAUAGAAAGCAUUCUGGAUAUAGAAGUUGUAGCAUCUGGUACUAAACUAGUUUUUUCAGAUGGAAUUGGAAAGAUAUCUGCUGAAUUUGCUAAGAGCGUUUCUAAUAAAUGUGGCUACGAUUUUGUUCCAUCUGCCUUCCAAAUUCGAUAUGGUGGGUACAAAGGUGUUGUAGCAGUAGAUCCAACCUCAUCUGUUAAAUUAUCACUGAGAAAGAGCAUGUGCAAGUUUGAAUCGUAUACCACAAAGUUGGAUAUUCUUGCAAUUAGCAAGUAUCAGCCGUGCUAUAUGAAUCGCCAGGUCAUCACACUGCUCUCUACCCUCGGGGUUCCAGAUCAUGUCUUUCAAGGGAAGCAAAAACAAGCAGUAGACCUUUUAGAUGUCAUCUUAAAGGGGCCGCUGAAGGCACAGGAGGCAUUAGAUUUAAUGUCACCUGGAGAGAACACCAGCAUUUUGAAGGAAAUGCUUUUGUGUGGAUAUAAACCUAAUGCCGAACCAUUCCUUUCUAUGUUGCUGCAAGCUUUUCGUGCAACCAAGUUGUUUGAAUUGCGUACUAAAGCAAGAAUUUUUGUUCAUAAGGGAAGAUCAAUGAUGGGAUGUCUAGAUGAAACCGGGACACUUGAUUAUGGUGAGGUUUUUGUACAGUAUUCCGGUGCGGGAAUAAGAGUGACGGGUGGUGAUCAUAGUGGAACCGGUUUGAACAAUUGCGAGAUUGUUGAUGGGAAAGUGGUGGUUGCAAAAAACCCAUGUUUGUAUCCUGGUGAUGUACGUGUCUUGAUGGCUGUUAAUGUUCCAGCUUUACAUCAUAUGGUGGAUUGUGUUGUUUUUCCACAAAAAGGACCAAGGCCUCAUCCAAACGAAUGCUCAGGUAGUGAUUUGGAUGGCGAUGAUUACUUUGUAUGCUGGGAUCCUGAUCUAAUUCCACCUGUGCAAAUUGAGCCGAUGGAAUAUACCCCUGCACCAAGUGUGCAACUGGAUCACAAUGUUACUAUUGAGGAAGUGGUAGAAUAUUUCGCCCACUAUAUAGUCAACGACAAUCUAGGAAUCAUUGCAAAUGCUCACACAGUAUUUGCAGACCGUGAACCCAAAAAAGCAAUGGCAGAUCCUUGUGUAGACCUUGCGAAGCUCCAUUCAAUCGCUGUUGACUUUCCAAAAUCUGGAGUCCCUGCAGAAAUACCGACACAUCUUCGUGUCAAUGAGUACCCGGAUUUCAUGGAAAAACCAUCCGAUAAAACAACAUAUAAAUCACAAAGUGUAAUUGGGAAGCUUUUUCGUGAGGUCAAAGACAUUGCACCAACAAACUGCCCAUUCAACACUUUUACACUUGAUGUGGCAAGGCGAACAUAUGAUACUGACAUGGAAGUGGUCGGCUUUGAGAAAUAUGUUAAGGAAGCGGUUAUCUUGAAAACAGAAUAUGAUUACAGAUUGGGCAAUUUAAUGGAUUCCUAUGGUAUCAAAACAGAGGCUGAACUCGUAAGUGGUAGUAUUAUGAAAAUGUCUAAAUCAAUUGAUAAAAGGAAUGCUGCUGAAGUGGUUGGGUUACUAGUGAAGUUGUUAAGGAUGGAAGCUAAGAACUGGUUUAAAGAGGGCAGAGGAGAUAGGGAUGUUGUAGAUGAUGAUCUUUGUGCAAAAGCAUCGGCAUGGUAUCAUGUCACGUAUCACCCGAGUUACUGGGGUCGGUAUAACCAGGGCAUGAAACGUGAUCAUUUUCUGAGUUUCCCAUGGUGCGUUUAUGACAAGUUAGCUGAAAUCAAGAAACGACGCAAAGCGGCUCUCAGAAAAGAUGCUCAUUCUGUAUGGCUUCCAAAGAAGUUCAGCGCGGCUGCGAAUCUGGUAUAAUUACAACUUACAAGCUCUUUGAGUUACCAUUUGGUACAUUUAGACUAGGUAAAACUGUGUAUAAUAUAACUACGGAUUUAAAUAUUGUUUCUUAGUUAUUGACAAGUUUGAUUUGACAAAUAUUUAUUGAAUGUUCAAAUUUUUACAAA